AUGGCCGCACCGCCGGCUGCGAGCGGCCGGGCAGCACAUGCCCCGCUCCGCCCCUGAGGAUCGCGGUCCCGCCUGCGCGGGGCGGAAUGAGCGGCGCUGACCCGCCGGGAGCGGCUGGAUCGUCGCUGGCCUGCGGGGGCCGCUGCUUCCUCUCCUCCUGCCAACAGUCCUCGAGUGAGUGGCCCGCCCUGCUUCCCGCGUGGGGCAGCGCCGACGGCGGGGAGGCGGCUCGGGGUGAGCGCUGCUCUGAGGGACGAGAGGGGCAGGGGCGGCCCGGGGUGAGCGCUGCUCUGAGGGACGAGAGGGGCAGGGGCGGCCCGGGUUACCUGGCCCACAGCCACCUUUGGUCAUACUCUAAUGUCAACCUUUACAUGAUGGCAGAACCACUUAAUCUUCAACAUAAUGAAGUUGCAGACGCAGAUUUAAGCAACAGGGUCACAGGAAGUUCUAUGGAAGACAAAACUGGUAGAGAGAACUGCAUAGCUGCAGCUGAUAAAGAAAAUACUGUGUCACAUUCUUAUUGGAUUAAUGGGAAGCAAAAGGAAUUGCAAUAUUCCUCUAAGAGAGCUUUUUCUAUUUGCUAUGAUAAGAAUUUCUUGAGUUUGUUAGUACCACCCCCUAAAGGGGGCACUUGCCAUCGUUGUGGUCUGUUUGGAAAGCUCAGAUGCUCACAGUGUCUGCAAACAUACUAUUGCUCUGCAGAUUGUCAGAAAAAAGAUUGGCCAGCACAUAGAGUAGUUUGUGAUCCUCUUAAACAGAAUUUAAGUAAUAGCAAAACCAACACGGGAGUUUAUCUUAAGGAGGAAGUGAGGUUGAGUUUUGCUGUAGAUGUUGGUCUUCCAGAUUCUGAAGACUACCUAAAUAAAGUUCCCUUAGAAAUGAAGUCUCAUUUAACUUCAGGAAGUGAUGCCAAAGUAGACUCUUCAAGAGUAUCAGAAAACCAUUCAAAGGGAAGUGAAAAAAAAAUACCUGAGGAUAAAGACUCUUUUCACUGUGCUAAUUCAAUUACCAAGUUUGUCUCUUUAAGUAUUGGAGAUGAAUUUUCUGGUGUGGUUUCUCACAUUCAAAAUCCAGACACCUUUUUUUGUCAGCGGAUGCAAAGUGCCCGUCAACUUGCUGAGCUUGAAGCAUCUCUUAAUGAAUACUGUGGCAAAAUUCCCAACAAUCCAUCUUUCCGUCCUGCUGCUGGCAAUGUGUGCUGUGCCCAGUUCACAGAAGACAACCUUUGGUAUCGUGCUGCUGUUACAGCUUAUGCUUCUGAAGACACUGUUUUGGUGGACUAUAUGGAUUAUGGUAAUUCUGACUCUCUUCCACUGACCAGACUUCGUCCUAUAAUUCCAAGCUUGAUGGACUUGCCAGCUCAAGCCAUAAGAUGUAGCCUGGCAGGUGUAAAGCCACCAUUAGGAGCAUGGACCUCAGAAGGUAUUUCUUACAUGAAAAAACUGGUGAAAGACAAAGUGUUGACAGUAAAAGUAGUGGAUAAAGAGAGUUCUAAAUCCAUGGUGGAGCUUACAGAUGCCUCGGGUACUCCAGUAAUAAAUGUAUCGAGCCUUCUCGUUGAGGAAGGCUUUGCAGCUGAGGAACUGAGCAUGGCCUUACCAGCAGCCAGAGGGACUGAUGUUGAGCAAGCCAACGAGGACACAACGAAAAAAGGAAUAUACAAGUGGAUUAAAUUAACUCUUAACCAAACACUCAGUGUCAUAGUGUGUACAGUGUACAAUCCUGGAGAAUUCUACUGUCAGAUUUCAAACAGCCAUGAGUUACUUGCUCUAAACUCACUUAACAAAUCCUUGUCUGAAUACUGCCAGAAAACACCACCAGAUCUUCUUGAGCCUGAGAAUGGAGACCCUUGCUGUGCUUUUUACUCUGAGGAUGGUAACUGGUACCGUGCUGUGGUGCAAAAUGUCACUUCAGAUGGAAGUGUUCGAGUGAGCUUUGUGGACUAUGGAAAUACUGAGGACGUACCACGGGAUAAUAUCCGACAGAUCUCAUCCUCGUUCCUGAAACUUCCAUUUCAAGCAAUUAAAUGCUGGCUCUCAGGUAUAAAGCCUGGAAAUAGCAAAUGGAAUCCAGAAGCUACAAGAAGAUUUCAUAUGUACACUUCAGGCUUAGAACUUCAAGCCACAGUAGCUUCCCUUUCUGAAGAUGGGGCAGGUGUAGUCCUUACUGAUAAUUCCACAGACUGUCCAAAAAUUAUCAGUGAGAUACUAACUUCAGAAAAACUGGUUGUAAAGGAAGUUCUACAAGAUAAAAAUAACUUUCCAAACGAGUCUGUUGACCAAAAAGCAACCUCACUGGGGCACUGGAAAUCAAUUGAAUUGGCUGUAGAUGAAACCAUGUCUGUCUGUGUAACUGAAGUUGUAAGCCCAGACUUGUUCUAUGCUGUACCAGUUCCAAAUAAAGGUCAAAAGAAUCUCUUUAAGGAGCUGAUUUCACUGGACAACUAUUGUAGAUCUUGUAACAAACAGCCCUUCCAGCCAAAACUGGGUGAAGCCUGUUGUGCUCAGUUUUCAGGUAAUGGCAAUUGGUACAGAGCUGUUGUUCUGGAAGCUUCCCAGUCUGCAGUGAAAGUUCUGUAUGGAGACUAUGGCAACACAGAAACUUUACCCCUUUCAAAGGUGCUGCCAAUCACUGAUACCUAUUUAAAGCUGCCUUUUCAGACAAUUACAUGUUCACUUGCAGGAAUAGAGAAAGCUGAGUGGUCUCCAUUAGUGCUUGACAAGUUGAAAAAACUAUUAUUGAAGCAACAUGUCACAAUUACAGUGAAAGGGAUUAAUGGAAAUGUUAAUUUAGUAACAGUGGAGAAACACUUGGACAGUGGUUAUGUGAAUGUAGCUGACAAAUUGCUAAAGGAGGGUUUGGUCACAUCCUGCAGUGCUGAAAACUCACAUAGUGAACAUCAAGGUAAUGAAGGUGAGACCAGCUGCUGCUGCAAGGAGUUAAAAGUGCAACUUGAAAAGCAUAAACAAGUCCUACUCUUCCUUUUAAACAAGUUUGGGAAUCCAGAUGGAUUCAGUGAUAUGAAAAAUCUGUUGAAACACUAAGUCUCUGACAUGCACCAUUUCAUUUUCAUGUCCACCAAGUUGCUGCAGUUCCUUUUUUGAAGAUCAAGAGCAUCAGCUUAAAAAAUGAGGGUCACUUUGUAGAAACUUUGUUUAAGUACCAUUUAUCUGUAUGCUUGAUUGUUACUGUGAUGUAACUUAGAGGAUUGCAAAGCUGCAAGCUAAAAUUUCUGUUCUGUUCUUGUUUUAUGCCACCAUGUGCUACUAAAUUUUUUGCUUGUAUUUCGUGGUUGAAUGGACAGAAGUUUAUGGAAUGGCCAUUACAUUGUGAGCCUGUUCUGCAGACUUGCAUUUGAAAUUAUUGUAAUUGUAAGGCUCACUUAACUUUGGUACCAUUUAUAUUACUUGAAAAACUCUGUAUCUUCUUUUGAAUACUCAUCUGUCAACCUAAUUUCUGGUGUCUGAAGUUAGACCACCAUUUGUUCUUCAUAGCCUUGAUUUCAGUAUCAUUAAAGGUUGAAUGUUGUCUUGGACUGUAUACAGCUAAUUCUCUCUAAAAUCACUAAACACUUUAAUGUGCACAGUUCUUUCUUUACACUUAUGCUGUAUAAUAUGCAUCUGUGAAUGUUAUUUUGAAGUGAAUUGUAUUGAAGCUGUUUUUUGUAUAGCUACAUCAUCAGGAUUUCUACCCCAUCAAGUUUUCACAUCAUAAUAAAAAAGACCCAGUCUCGGCUAUGACAAGAAUACUGAAUCAAAUUAUUAAGAGAUUAUCGGUCAUUUCUGAACAAUUCCGGAAUGUCAGAUUAUUUUUUGUGGAGCACAGUGGACAUAUGCUGAUUGAAACUGCAGGGUCAGCCUUUCUGUCCAUUUGCAACACAUACUUCAAGUUUGGGUUUUUGCAGAUUGGAAGAAUCUUGAGAUUAAAAUUAUUGCAAAAUA
Molecule: messenger RNA, 3941 nt
Organism: Vidua macroura (Pin-tailed whydah)
Lineage: Eukaryota; Metazoa; Chordata; Aves; Passeriformes; Viduidae
Gene: TDRD1
Product: tudor domain containing 1
Exons: 22
Coding region: 87-3044 (985 amino acids)
Biological process (GO): spermatogenesis
Source: RefSeq, a predicted model, not a curated record